This is a messenger RNA of Daldinia childiae, 834 nucleotides long. Its product is annotated as Protein AIM2. The coding region runs from base 1 to 834 and encodes 277 amino acids. The transcript has 5 exons. The record is from RefSeq and is a predicted model, not a curated record. Gene Ontology annotation, molecular function: hydrolase activity. NCBI's taxonomy places the organism in Eukaryota, Fungi, Ascomycota, Sordariomycetes, Xylariales, Hypoxylaceae.
AUGCCGAUGUUGCAACCAGAUCUCCCGACGAGCGAUGCUCAAGAAACUGUGAUUCCAGGCGACACUCCUGCACAGACAGGUCCUACGAUGGGCGAGCAUUGCACUUCCGACAGGCCUACCCCUGCCGGUCUAGCUCCAAAGGGAGAACUGAGGAAACUUGGUGGAGUGGAUGUCUACCUUGCAAAGCCGGAAGCAUACCCGACAAAUCCAUCGAAACUCCUUCUCCUUCUUUCGAGCGGCACGGGAAUAAAGUCGACGAACAAUCAGAUUCAAGCGGACAAGUUUGCCGAUGAAGGUUUUGUCGUCGUGAUGCCUGAUCUUUUUGAAGGCAACCCUGCGCCAAACUCAUCUCCUAUUUCCGAAGCUGAAGCGCAAGAGACUUCAUUCCUUGAUAGACUCAAACUCAAAGCUGUCGAGAUCGCAAUGGACGAUGAGUUGACGAGUGCUAGCGAGCGUGGUCAUGCGCAGACAGGUUGGACUGGCGCACAGAAACCUGCUGACGAGGAAGCGGGUGAAGGGAUAAGCCCGCCAAAGAAGGGCCCGUAUAUCAAAGCAGGUGCGCUGGCGCAUGCAACUCUGGUAUCAUCAGAAGAUUUUCAGGGAUUGAAAGUCCCUGUGAGCUUGGUCUGCGUGGAAAGCGACCCUCUAUUUCCCGACGAAGUCCGUGAAACCGGGGAAAACAUAAUGUCCACGGAGAAUGUGGAGCAUGAAGUCCAAGUCUAUCCUGGUGUUCCGCAUGGCUUCGCCGUCAUUGGAGACUAUGAUGACGCCCACAUAAAGGACGCACAAAUAACGGCUUUCGAGCAGAUUUUAAGAUGGCUCAAGGAGCAUUAA